This is a messenger RNA of Carica papaya (papaya), 836 nucleotides long. NCBI's taxonomy places the organism in Eukaryota, Viridiplantae, Streptophyta, Magnoliopsida, Brassicales, Caricaceae. The record is from RefSeq and is a predicted model, not a curated record.
AGUAGUAUUUAAAUCAACACUUCGCAACUGAAAAUCAAACUCGUCGUCUCUACGCACGCGGACUAACAGUUCUCCUCCCCCCUCUCUCUUUCCCCCUCUCUCUGUUUCCCUCACCCAAAAUUCAAAUCUGUAAAUCCGAAACCCUAACUCCUCCCUUCAGGUUUCUUGUUAUUUUUCGGAGAAAAUCUUAUAGCUAUCACUCGUUUGUAAAGUGGUAGUCGGAGAGGAGGAGUGUGAGGUGAACGGAAAUGGGAGAUCAACUCGAGAGAAUGGGAUCGGAGGCGUCAAUGGGGACGGAAUCGCAAAUGAAAGCGGAUUUGUGCAUGGAGAUCGAUCCUUCAUUCCGUGAGAACGUUGCCACCGCUGAGGAUUGGCGGAAAGCCCUUAACAAAGUUGUCCCCGCCGUCGUCGUCCUUAGGACCACUGCUUGCCGUGCGUUCGACACCGAGGCCGCUGGCGCCAGUUAUGCGACCGGGUUUGUUGUCGAUAAGCGCCGCGGGAUAAUUCUGACAAAUCGUCAUGUUGUUAAACCAGGGCCUGUAGUUGCUGAGGCUAUGUUUGUAAAUCGUGAGGAAAUUGCAGUCCACCCUAUAUAUAGAGAUCCAGUCCAUGAUUUUGGCUUCUUUCGCUAUAAUCCUGAUGAAGUACAGUUUCUGAGCUACGAGGAGAUUACUCUUGCUCCAGAGGCUGCAUGUGUUGGACUUGAAAUCAGAGUAGUUGGCAAUGAUAGUGGGGAGAAGGUUUCGAUAUUAGCUGGUACUCUUGCUCGAUUGGAUAGAGAUGCUCCUCAUUAUAAGAAGGAUGGCUAUAAUGACUUCAAUACAUUCUACAUGCAA